Molecule: messenger RNA, 1491 nt
Organism: Spizellomyces punctatus DAOM BR117
Lineage: Eukaryota; Fungi; Chytridiomycota; Chytridiomycetes; Spizellomycetales; Spizellomycetaceae
Product: methionine aminopeptidase 2B
Exons: 10
Coding region: 44-1402 (452 amino acids)
Biological process (GO): proteolysis
Molecular function (GO): metalloaminopeptidase activity
Source: RefSeq, a predicted model, not a curated record
UGGAUUUCGACACCCCAACGUAGAAAAAGGCAACAAGGACCAGAUGGAAAGUUUCCAAGUAUCAAACGGCCUGAAUGGCGAGGCGCCUAAUCCUCUCGGUAACGUCACUACACACGGGCACGUCAAGACAUCACAAGCCGCCAAUUGUCAUGGAAGCUUGGAGUUGGCAGUGGAAGGCGACGCGGCUUCAGAGGAGGAAGACGUGAUUGAAGACUCUGCAACGGAGGCUGCAAAAAAGAAGAAGAAAAAGAAGAAGCCAAAGAAGAAGAAGCCAGCGUCCGAAAGCUCAGUGACAGCUGCUGGAAACCCAGUCCAGACGGAGCCUCCAUCGAUUCCAGUAUCCAAAUUCUUCCCGGAUGGUGUGUAUCCAGAAGGCGAACUCGUCGAGUACAAGGAUGACAAUGCGUAUCGCACCACGAGUGAAGAAAAGCGAUACUUGGAGCGAAUGCAGAAUGACAUGUAUAAUGACCUUCGCAAAGCCGCAGAGGUUCAUAGACAAGUUCGACGUUAUGCUCAGAAGACGAUAAAGCCGGGGAUGGCCAUGGUGGACAUUGUCGAACUCAUUGAAAAUGGGACCAGGACUUUGAUUGAAGAAAAUGGCCUUGAGGCUGGUAUUGCUUUCCCGACGGGCUGUUCUCUGAAUCAUUGUGCGGCGCAUUACACCCCAAAUACGGGAGAUAAAACUGUGCUUCAAUAUGGGGAUGUCAUGAAGAUUGAUUUUGGAACACAAGUGAAUGGGCGUAUUGUUGACUCCGCUUUUACGAUGGCUUUUGAUCCCCAGUUUGACCCACUUCUGGCCGCAGUGAAAGAUGCCACCAACACGGGCAUCCGAGAAGCCGGUAUUGAUGUCAGAUUGUGUGACAUUGGCGCUGCAGUUCAGGAAGUGAUGGAAUCAUACGAGGUUGAGAUCAAUGGGAAAUCCUAUCAAGUAAAGCCAAUUCGCAACCUGAACGGACAUUCUAUUGGACCAUAUCAGAUUCAUGCAGGCAAGACGAUUCCGAUUGUUAAAGGUGGUGACCAAACUAAAAUGGAGGAAGGAGAAUACUUUGCCAUAGAGACUUUCGGAAGCACAGGCAAGGGGUACGUGCAUGAAGACAUGGAAUGCAGCCAUUAUGGGAAGGCUUUUGAUGUCGGCCAUGUCCCUCUGCGUCUUCCUCGGGCGAAGGCGCUUCUCAACACCAUCAAUAAACAUUUUGGAACAUUGUGUUUUUGUCGACGAUACCUGGAUCGCCUGGGAGAGUCCAAGUACUUGAUGGCCCUUAAGAACCUCGUGGAUACUGGAGUUGUCAAUCCGUACCCUCCUCUGUGUGAUGUGCGCGGCUCUUACACUGCCCAAUGGGAGCACACUAUCCUGUUGCGGCCUACCAGGAAGGAGGUACUGAGUCGCGGAGACGAUUACUAGAUUUUUAAAGUGCAGUGUUAUUGCCCCCCGUCCAUGCCACCCUGCGAAGCUACUGGCGUAAUACAAUGCUUGCUCAAUCGUCUGCGACA